CGGAUAAACAUAAUGUACUGACUGUUACGGCAAACUAAAUUUCACUCAACUGGUGCACACUGGACUACGAACAAAAUGCAAAAACCAUGUUUGAAAACAUGCAUACAGGCCAUGCGUCAUUUUUGGCGCCUUCAAAACAACUAAACAUUUAUAAAAAAUCGCAAUUUUGGCUAGAAGUGCAGAGAUAUUUACCAUCUAAAAGGCAUCAAGAGUCAGAUGACGUCUCGACCCUCGAAAGGAACUGGGAAUCCACAAGGGUCCUCAAACAAUUCAAGACCUGGUGGGUCUAAAAAUCGGCCUAAUAGAGCCGUGGGCUCAUCGGGCGCAAAAGCGACUGGUUCGAAAACUCCAGGAGGUGGGAAACAGAUGGUUCCAAAGAUCGACCCGAAUGCAUUUCCAAUCGAGAAAAGACGACUGCCCAAUGGAGAGAUUGAGUAUGCGCCUAAAGGGUAUACGAAGAGGAUCAUCAAGCCAGCGGACAAGCCGGAGUUGAUUGCUGUGGCCAAGGCCAUGCACGAGGAUCAGUUCGGAGAGAGGGUGCAGGAGUUGUUUGCUCCGGAGAAAGAUGCGGCGAUGAGGGCCCUGGAGACUGGCAUCUACAUCAGCUGGAGGUGUCCAGAGUUCACAUGGGACUGCAUUAGGGUCAACGAUCAGAACAUGUGUUUCUGUGGACAUCUAUUGAACCAACACAAGCAGUACAAAGCAGACAUUCCUAACACCUCUGUUCCCUGUCAAUUUCACGGGUGCCAAUGUAAAGCCUUCAAGUUCAUGCCAGCGAGACCAGAAGACGUCGGCGAGUUUUGGCACCGCAAACGUCCCGGAUUCAACCCAAAAACAUUCCGCUUGAACUGUAAAUCGUGCAAACAUCCCCAUGAAGAUCAUCAUCCAAAUGGAAUUCAUCAGUGUAAAAAGCCAGGAUGUAAGUGCAGCUCUUGGGCUUCCUUGUCCGUCUGUGCAGCCUGUGACAAACACACAGAAGAACACGAAACCUAUUUCGAGUCAGAGAGAACCCGAAAGCAAGCAGGAUUACCUGUUGGCGAAGCUCAUCUUCCCUUCGCCGAGAUGAAAAAUCUGCGUAACGCGGUGCUUACUGGCGAUGAGAAUGACUCGACAGGGUACAAUGAGCUCGUUCGGUAUCACAACCCAAACCGACAUGGAAAUCCUGCGGGACCGAGUCGCUACCAGAGCGACAAUCCGUUCAGAUAACCGAUUCAUUAACUUCGCCGAACUUUUCUUUUCAACUAGUGACUGAACUUCUAAUUGAUGAACAAAAUUGUUUUUUCUUUGUGGCAAAGUAUAGAAUGCAACAGUUUAAAUUAAACCGUAGUUUAAA
Messenger RNA from Symsagittifera roscoffensis, 1333 nucleotides. RefSeq names its product protein FAM221B-like. The record is from RefSeq and is a predicted model, not a curated record. NCBI's taxonomy places the organism in Eukaryota, Metazoa, Xenacoelomorpha, Acoela, Convolutidae. The transcript has 5 exons. Bases 217 to 1206 code for a protein of 329 amino acids.